Chara braunii is the source of this 2062-nucleotide messenger RNA. The record is from the annotation of a GenBank genome assembly. Lineage: Eukaryota; Viridiplantae; Streptophyta; Charophyceae; Charales; Characeae.
UAGAUCUCAUCAGGCACUAGCAGGUUGUUCCUUGGCCGUUUCUGCACGCUGAAAACCUCCCCGUCUUUCCUUUAAAGGGGGACGAUCUUGAGAUAUCACCAUUGAAUUGACCGGGCCCCAGAUGGAGGAUGCCAAGCGGCAGAAGCAACAGCAGGGGCGAGCAUUACAUCAGCAGCAGCAGCCUUCUCACCAGCAGCAACACAGUCAAAAGAGGCAGAAUCCUUCGUCUCUUGCACCCCCUGGACCUCCAGCGUUGCAUUAUCCCGGAGGAGGGGGCGGUACCUCUGGUCAGGGGCAGUGGCAUCAGCAGCAAGGUAAUCGACCACCUCAACAGGGUCAGCAGGUUGGAUACGCAAGAAGUGCGUAUGCUGGUGCAUAUGGUGGUGGUGCUGGAACUGCUCCUGGUGCUGGUAACAUAGUCAGAGGCAGUUAUGCAGUUCCUGGCAAUUACGGAGCUGCCGUUCCGUAUGGUGGUAUAGCAGGCCGUGCACCAGGACAUCCAUCCUCUGCCGGUCGCGGGUUGCCUUAUGGGCCUGCAGUUGGCCCCAGUGCUCCCUCCCAAGCUCAAGGAUCGGGAUAUCCCCAAGGACGGGCGUAUAUACAACAGUCAGCGCAGUAUGUUGAUAUCGACGGCGCAUACGCACGAGCUGCCCACAAUGGACGGAUGGGGGACUCAUGGCAGCAGAGCAGCCAGUGUCAUGGGACGCAACGGACAGUCUUGGGCCAAGACUGCAAUAGAGGACAGCAGUCACAGAGGAUGAUGGGCAAGAUGAAGUGGACCGUGGAGGUGAUCAACUACUUUGCAAAUCUUAUCGCAAUCCACGUGGAUGGGAUAAGUGGUGAUGACGAGCAGGAUGAAAAAGACGCCGUCAACUUUGACACUCAUGAUGACGUCUGGCAAGGAGAGGAAGAUGGGCGAGAUGAGGUGGAUGCGGUCAAUUACUUUGCAAAUCGCUGCGCAACCUACGUGGAUGGGCAGGCCACUGAAGACAGGGAAUAUGCUGCCCUUCAUGACGCGGACGAGUGGGGGGGGAAGGUGGGGGAGGUGCGGCGGAUGGCUUCGAUAGUGGAGAUGAGAGAGGACGAUGUAAGUGACAACAACACUAACAACACCAACACCAACACCAACACUACCACCACCAACAACAAAGACGAUGGAAACAACAACAUGAUUGAGAUGGGAGAGAAAGACGACAACAACCUCCUGUCUGAGGUAGGGUUGAUGACCACGACUAAGAUGGACGAGACGGGAGUGAACGAUGUCAGCAACAACAACGACAACGCGGGUGUGCGGGUGGGGGAGGUAGGGUUGAUGACUACGGCUGAGAUGGAUGAGAUGGCAGAGAAUGACGCCAACAACAAUAAUACCUAUAACAACAACAACGCGGGUGUGGAGGUGGGGGAGGUAGGGUUGAUGACUACGGCUGAGAUGAAUGAGAUGGGAGAGAACGACGUCAACAACAACAACAACAACAACAACAACAACAACAUGACUACGACUGAGAUGGACGAGAUUGGAGAGAACGACGUCAGCAACAACAACAACAACGAGAUGGGGGAGAACGAUCACAGCAUCAUCAACAACAGUGAUACCAACAACAACGGUGAGCAGGGUUGGGGGGCGAGGGGCGAGGAGGGUGAGAAGAACGACAUUGACAACAACAACAAUGGUGAUAACCGCAACAACAAUAACAACCAUAGCAAUAACAACAACAAGAACAACAACAAUCAUGAUAACGACGGCGGCAACAAUCGAGGGAGCAAUGGGGUGGCGAGUGGGAUUUGUGUAUCUAAGCUCCCUAUUUUUUUCAUGAGAAAGAUGUCGUCAUCGCCACUGUGGGUGGAAAUUUGUAGCUUCUUGAGGCGAACAAAGUGGGGUUUGAGGUUGAAGAUAAGAUUUGUUGCUCCCCCCCACCCCUACCCGGCGCUUUCUUAUGCUGAUUGUCUCUGUUUCAGGCACCGGGCGGGGAUAGGAUAGAUGACGUCUCUACCAAGAUUAGAGUUGAUUGCCUCUCAUUUAUCAACUCUUAAUCGUGAUAGGAUUGCUGAGCAUAACGUUCUG